GCAGCAGUACUUGGAGCAAUUUACUGCGCGUGCAUCCAUUUCUUUCCGUUUGUGUUGACCAACGUCCUUUUUCUGGAAAUCCCUGUCCUAUUUUAAGAUAUGUCCCUCCAGAGUUUUUGGUAACACAGCUAUUCUGGUGACAAGCCUGCUUUAGCAGGGGGCGCCGCUGGCCCCAGCCCUGGUCAGGCAUAGCCCCUUUGGUAGUACCCUGCGGCUGCAUUUGCAGCUUGAUAUUAAGACCAGCAGCCUCAGACAUGGAAGACGAAGCUAGGAAGCGGCAUCAUCAUAAGAAGCACAAGAAGCAUAAACAUAAGGAGAAGGAGAGGGAUAAGCGGCGAGAGACAGCUGAACGCGAUCAGGAGGUUGGUUCUGACGUGGAAAGCGGGGAAAUCCGCUCAGACAGAGAUGGAGAUCUCGACCACCUUGCUGGUCCUCGGCAACGGGGCGACAGGCGUACUGACCCAUCCGUAGUAGCCCACAGGGCUGCCGGCGCCUCGCCAGCGGCGGUCAGUGACAAGUCCGACCCAGCCCGCAGGGGCCGUUGGGACCCUGCGGAGGAUGGCUCUCCUGGCGAGGCAGCUGGCGGUCAAGAGGAGCACACAGGGUCUCGUAAGCGUGAGCGCACGGACGCUGAAGAACGGGCGGCAGCAGACACCGGCAAGGAUGGCUCAAGGGGCCGCAAGGAACCCCGCCGCGGGGACGGCGAGGAUCUGGAGGAGCGCAAGUUGGCUGGGCGGGCCGAUGAGCGGCAGCGCGGUGACCGGCGGCGGCCUGACGAUGACACCCGGGAGCGGGAGCGCCCUGAUGACAGGGAGCGCGUGCGGGACCGUGAACGCGCUAGGGAGUACAGCGCGGGUGUCGAUCGUGAUGAUCGGCGGGACCGUGCGGACCGGGAACGUGCAGACCGGGAACGUGCAGAUCGGGAGCGUGCGGAUCGGGAGCGCCCAGAUCGGGAGCGCCCAGAUCGGGAGCGCCCAGAUCGGGAGGUUUACCGCGACCGUGACCGCGGUCGUGAGCGGGACCGCGAGCGCAACCGUGGGCUAGAGCGGGAACGGGACCACGACCGCGACCGCUACAAGGACCGAGAGCGGUCGGUUCGCCCGGAAGCUACGGACCGGCGGCCCAGUCGGGAGCGCUCAAGGUCACCUGCACCUGGUCGGCGCGCUGACGGUGCCAGGCGGGAUGACUCAAGGCGCCGCAGUCGCAGCCGCAGCCCAAACCGCGUCCCUGGCGACGAUCGCCGGGGCCGAGAUGGGCGUUCACGACUGACACGCGACGAUGAUGGACGAGGCCGUGACACGGACGUACGCCAGCAGCCGGCUGGGGACAAGUCGCCUGAGGAGGCGGACGCUGCUGCUCUGGCGUUGGUUGAUGACGAGGACGAGGAGGCGCGGAUUGAGCGCGAGCGCGAAGAGCGGCGGCGGCGACAGCAAGCAAUCCUGCAGCGACACGCGCAGCAACAGGCGCUGACAGAAACCGUGGUGGCGCCCACCGCAACGGCGCUGGCUGGCGCGGCUGCGUCUGCGCCCGCGGCACCGGAGUCCGCUGCAGCGACUCCCAGCCUGGGCGCGCCGCAAUCCCCGGCACCAGCAGCUGGCGAGGCCGCAGCACAGAUCCGUCACGUGGCUAGUGCGUCAGCACUGAACCGUAGUGUGCCGGGGACGCCCCAGCAGCAGGCAGUGGACGGCGGCGAUGGCGACCGCACUCCCGAGGGCGAGGCUACCAGCUCAAGUGAGGCCAGCGACUUCAACGCGGACGGGCCCGUGCUCGAUAUUUUUGCGCAAGAGCAGGCCGCAGCAGAUGACGCCGACAGUGGCGCUGCUGCCGCGGCUGUGGCCGCGGCUGCUGAGGAUGCCGAGCGGGAGCGGGAGCGCCGCGCGGCGGCGCUGUUGCAACAGGAGCCAGGAGCCAGCACGGAGCUGGAGCGGGUGGUCGGAAGGGGUGCUGAGCAUGGAGCCAAGCUCAUUGCUAAGCGCCGUAACUCGGGCACUGCUGAGCUAUUGGCGCCGGCGGACGAGGAGCCGGCAGCCAAUGAUGACGAUGAUGACGACGACAUGUUCGCUGUGGAUGACUCGGAUGCGCCAGCUGGCGCGGGCGCACUAGCGGCUGCACGGGCGGCCCCCGCUGCGGGCGCCGCCCAGCUUCACGACUCAUACGAUGACGCGGAGGGCUACUACAACUUUCAGAUCGGCGAGGUGCUGGACGGCCGGUACGAGGUGACGGAGUUCAAGGGCAAGGGCGUGUUCAGCAACGUCAUGCGCGCGCGCGACCUCGGCGCCGGCCGGGUUGCGGGCGGCAUUGGCGGUGGCAUUGGUGUGGCGGAGGUGGCAAUCAAGGUCAUUCGCGCCAAUGAGACCAUGUACAAGGCGGCGCUGACCGAGCAGGCCAUCCUGCGCAAGCUGAGCAGCUCUGACCCUGACAACCGCAAGCACUGCAUUCGCAUGCUCCGUUCGUUUGAGUUCCGCAAGCACAUGUGCCUAGUGUUUGAGGCCAUGGACAUGAACCUGCGCGACCUGACCAAGAAGUACGGCCGCAACAAGGGCCUCAACGUGACGGCGGUGGGCAUGUACACGGCGCAGCUACUGGUGGCGCUGCGCCACCUACGCAAGAACAAUGUGCUGCACGCUGACAUCAAGCCCGACAAUAUCCUCGUUAACGCGCGCCGCACCAAGGUCAAGAUCUGCGAUUUCGGCAGUGCCAUGCUGGCGGGCGAGAACGAGGUGACGCCGUACCUGGUAUCACGCUUCUACCGGGCACCGGAGGUCAUCCUCGGUAUGAAGUAUGAAUACCCCAUGGACAUGUGGAGCGUGGGCUGUGUGGUGUACGAGCUGUUCACUGGCAAUAUCCUGUUCCCGGGCCGCACCAACAACGAGAUGGUCAAGCUGAUGAUGGACGUCAAGGGGCCCUUCACCAAAAAGAUGCUGCGGCGCUGCGCCUUUGCAGACAAGCACUUCGACUUGAACGAGCCCAACGCACCUUUCAUCUACAUGGAGGAGGACACGCUGACGAAGAAGCCGGUGCGGCGCAUGAUCAACGUGCAGAACGCGAAGCAACCCUUUGCCCAGCUGCUGGCACCGGCUAUGCGGAGCGCGAAAGCGGAGGACCGCCCACAGAUCCAGCUGCUGGUGGACCUGCUAGAAAAGAUGAUGAUGCUGGAACCCGAGAAGCGCAUUGACACUGAUGCGGCCAUGCGCCACCCCUUCGUGCGUGCCUUCCUGCCGAAGAAGCACGAGCACAGACACGGCCAACGGCAGGACGAUUAAACCAAGCUACACAGGAACAU
This is a messenger RNA of Chlamydomonas reinhardtii, 3283 nucleotides long. RefSeq lists its product as uncharacterized. Gene Ontology annotation, biological process: peptidyl-serine phosphorylation; mRNA cis splicing, via spliceosome; peptidyl-threonine phosphorylation. The record is from RefSeq and is a predicted model, not a curated record. Gene Ontology annotation, molecular function: protein serine/threonine kinase activity; ATP binding. Bases 255 to 3263 code for a protein of 1002 amino acids. The transcript is spliced from 13 exons. NCBI's taxonomy places the organism in Eukaryota, Viridiplantae, Chlorophyta, Chlorophyceae, Chlamydomonadales, Chlamydomonadaceae.